Kickxella alabastrina is the source of this 1689-nucleotide messenger RNA. RefSeq names its product bleomycin hydrolase. Gene Ontology annotation, molecular function: cysteine-type aminopeptidase activity. Gene Ontology annotation, cellular component: cytoplasm. The transcript has a single exon. NCBI's taxonomy places the organism in Eukaryota, Fungi, Kickxellomycota, Kickxellomycetes, Kickxellales, Kickxellaceae. The record is from RefSeq and is a predicted model, not a curated record. Bases 172 to 1629 code for a protein of 485 amino acids. Gene Ontology annotation, biological process: proteolysis; L-homocysteine catabolic process; response to toxic substance.
CCACUUUACUAUUUUUUUACUUUCAUUGUUAGAAAAUUUCCACUAUACAAUAGAAUACAAUUGCGCUCACUUUUUUAUUUCUGAUUUAUGCAAAAAAAAUAUUUAUAUACAACAGUCUGUCUCUUCAAGAACCAACAGCCAUUUCGCGCUCUUAUUUCACCUUAUUCUGCCAUGACAAUUUUGCGCUUGGGCAACACCAACUCAUCUCCUUCUUCCUACGCGCGUCACUUUCUGACAACUGCAAGCACCAGUGACAAGCCCGAGCAAACACCUGCACCCACAAUGGUCAUCCAAAAGGGCACCCAGGGCAUAACCCUGUCACAGCUCGACAGCUACAAGGACGAAUUUGACGCCGACAUCAAGAACAGACUGGCUAAGCUGACAAUCUCGCGCGAAUCCUACAGCAACGCGCUGGAGAACCGCGAUGUGGUUGUCCAACACCCACCAGUAUUUUCGCACAAGCUGGCAAUCGACGCACCGAUCACGAACCAGAAGGUCAGUGGUCGAUGCUGGAUUUUUGCCGGGCUCAAUAUGCUGCGGCAGAGCAUGAUGAGCGAAUACAAGUUGGAAAAGCUGGAGCUCUCGCAGCCGUACCUUUUCUUCUACGACAAGAUGGAGAAGUCCAACUGGUUCCUGGAGAACGUCUUGAAGACGCUUGACGAGGAUCUCGACGGGCGUGUCGUGCAGUACCUUUUGAAGGACCCUGUUGGUGACGGUGGCCAGUGGGAUAUGUUUGUUGCACUGAUUGAGAAGUACGGCGUGGUGACCAAGGAGGCGUUCACAGAGACAUUCCACACGUCAAACUCGAGGGAGAUGGACAAGCUCAUCACGGCCAAGCUGCGCGACUACGCCAAGAAGCUGCGCAACGCACACGCAGAGGGCAAGAAGGAGAACGAGCUGCGCGCAUUCAAGCACGAUAUGCUUGAGGAGAUCCACCGCAUCAUGGUCAUUUCCUUGGGCCACCCGCCGACAAAGUUCAACUGGACGUUCUACAACAAGGACAAGGAGUUCAAGGAGUUCCGGGACCUGACGCCGUUGGGAUUUUACCGCGACCAUGUCAAGCAGGACUGCACGCAGACAGUGUCCCUGAUACACGAUCCGCGCAACGAGUACAUGAAGAAGUACACGGUCAAGUACCUGGGCAACGUGGUGGGCGCCGAUGACGUGCACUACAUCAACUUGGGUGUCGCGGACAUCAAGCGCUAUGCCGCCGAGGUCAUCAAGGCCGGGCGACCCGUUUGGUUCGGCUGUGACGUUGGAAAGUUCCACUCGCGCGACAAGGGCAUGAUGGACACGGAGCUGCACGACUACAAGGUUGCGUUCAACUUUGGGUUUAACAUGGAUAAGGCUGAGCGCCUGCAGUACGGGGAGAGCCUGAUGACGCACGCGAUGGUUUUGACGGGCGUGCAUAUUGAGGACGACAAGACCGUGCGCUGGCGGAUCGAGAACAGCUGGGGCGAGGACUACGGCAACAAGGGCUACCUGAUUAUGACUGACCGUUGGUUUGACGAGUUUGUCUACCAGAUCGUGCUGGAGAAGCGCGACAUUCCGGACCAUGUACUGGACGUGCUCAAGCAGGACGCCGUCGUGCUGCCACCCUGGGAUCCCAUGGGCGCGUUGGCCCAGUGAGGCCCGAUGAUAGAGCAAUUUUUUUAAACUUUUUUUUUAUCCAAUCAAAAUUUUCACUUU